AGUGGCAGCACCAUGGAGCCAACAGCGAGCAGAAAGCUGGGUCCUGUCAGAGAGAGCGUUGCUUGCCUUACAGAGGCCUACACAUGUUUGCGGAGGGGGUCAUGUCCCAGCCAAAGGGCUGGCGAUGUGGCCUCUGCGAUAUUUUUUGGUGUGUGUGGAGGGGUCUCCGGUGGGGACUUGGAGCUGACCUGCAUCAGUGUGUCUCUGCUGGACAAGAUCACCUCCGUGCUGAUGUCUGGGAGCCUACCUCCAGCAGCCAACUUAUACCAUGCCGAGGUUCUGACAGGCUUACAAGACAUGAAUGUCAUGUUACGACUUAUCCUUCAUUUCCAGUCCAAUGACCAGAUCACCUCACACCUAGCUGCAAAGAGUGUGUCAACGUGUGUCUUUUAUCAGCUCCACACAUCUAACACAGUCUGUCCUGUCUGGUGGGAGACGUGUGAACAGGCUUUUUACAGUUCGACCCUCAGCCCUGCUCUGGAUACCUGUCUGUGGUCACUGACUGAUGUCGUCAAAAGACUUCUUCAAGGAGGCCAUCAAGAGAACUUUGGGAAACUUCUGGCAGCUUUUGAUUCCAGCCUGAUGACUUUAUGUUCAAAGUUUCUUCCUGAAGAGAGAAGUGAGGUACUGCUGUGUUCGGAGGAUGUCAGCAGCAGCAGCAGACGCUGGGGAACAACACUUUGCCUCCUGCUGGAGCUGCUGGAGCUGCUCACCGCAUCCAGUGUGAUCUGUGGAGCUGAUGUCUUUCUGCAGAGUCAGAGAAUAACUUACACUCACUCCUCAGCACUACUGACAAUAAUCGGCGGCUCUUCACAUUAUUUUGUCAAAAAGCGCGCAUUACUGCUGCUGAAGAGAGCUGUGCUUCAAAAGUCCGGAGAGAACUGGGCUCUACGGGAAGGGCUGUACAUUGGGCCGAAAAACAAGCAACUCAACACUGAUAUGAGCCUUCUUGCAAAGAUUAUGUUAAAAGCAGUGGAUACUAAUUGGUUGCCAAGGGUUCAAGUGGAGUCUAGUUCUGUCUUUGGGGGGACGAGACAUGUCAGAGGAAUGGAAGGUCAGAAAGCAGACUGUGUGAUGUUGAGAGCGCUUGGCCUGCUGCUUCUCAAGUCCUUGGAGAUUUAUAUCGAAACUUCUAGCGGAGCAGCGGAAGUGAACAGUGUCUUCAAGGUGUGUGGGUAUCUACAGAGUGUGUGGGCGUUCCUGAGGCAGGUCAGUGUGCCAAGGACAGAGGUCACACACUGCUGCUGCUGGCUCAGCCUGCUGUUUGGUGAACAGGACGACGACAUGAUGGAGGCAGCUAAAGCUUUGCUUUCCAUUUUCCUCCAUCACAGACUGUGUUCUGGACUGGAUGACUUCUCUAUGUUGAAGGCAGCCUGUGUCUUUGGAUGCAACCCUCACUGCCACUUCCUGCUGCUGCUUCAGAGCAUCUCGUUCGACCACAGCAUACUCCUUGACUUUCUCAUCUCCACUGAAACCUGUUUUUUGGAGUACAUUGUGCGGUACCUCAAAUACCUGAGAUCUGACUGGCAGGGCUUCACUGCAGCAUGUGGAAAAACAUGCUUGUUAGAUCGCCGUCUUUCUCUGCAGCAGUCACCUACUGCCUCAUGUGGGGGUGAUGAGUUAAAGGUGACUAACGAAGAUAAAGAUCCAGUUCGGUCCAACGCCUGUUUCCAGCCCACAGGUGCUAUUUCAUCAGCGGGAAUGAUCGGUAUGGCUGCUGGGUUUCACCUCGUAGAGUAUGAUAGUUCUGACACGUCUGAUACAGAGGACAUGGAGGUAUCUAAGGGUGCAGAACAGGCGUCUGUAAGUGAGAAAAGCAGAUAUAGUGGUUUAGAUAUGAAAUCAGACAUGAAACUACAAAAACUAUCGGACUUAGCAGGAAUACUGAUUGGACCUAACACCAUACCACACAGAAGAGCAGAAGGGCCUUCAGUGCCGGUGUUUCAGAGUCAGCAAACAUCGUGUCCAAACAUGGCACCUGUGUCAGGACAUUUGACUUGUGACACAUUAGACAGGGUGGUCCUCUGCAUGUCACAACUCAGAGACGUGGUGAAGAGGCUGCACACAAAGAAACUCUUCCCAUACAACCCUUCUUCACUCUUAAGGCUCCUAGAGAUAUUAUCCAACUUUUCAUAGCAAUUUUGUGUUUUGACAUUUCAAUAUAGAUUUUUGUUUUUCUUUACUGGCUUGUUAGAUAAAUCUAAAUGGUCCCGUUUGUGUUUCAACCGGUGCAUGCUAGGACUAGCAAGAGGUUUUAAGUACACAAACCAGGAGCAUAUGGCUUUUGAUUGCUGACUUUGAGAAAAUAAUUUUGCCAAAAAUGAGCUGUUACUGCUUUAAGUUCUUUGUGAAGGUUUUCCUGGAGAAUUACUUAUGUAGCAGUAGUGGCCCAACAAUCAAUAUGAGGAUGCAAGUCGAUGACAUGCAGUACAUAAUCAAAUAAAUAAUAAAUGGAUUGUUUUCAUUAAUAUCCAUUAAUGAAAUUAUAUUUAUAUAGGCAAAUAUUACAAGUGUGCUUUAGGAGGCUUUACUAUCUGUAUUAUACAAAUCCGUAUGUCCUCAAACCCUUGCAGAGGAUGAGAAAAAGCUCCAACAAAAACAAAUACAGUGUGCUCAAUUAUUGGCAAGUUGUAUUUUUCAAGAAUCAAUGGUUUUAUUAUUGUAACCCACAUUAAAACAUAGUAAAUAAAUCCAUAAAUGUAUAUAAAUAUGUAUUAAACACGUUUAAAAUUGGUCAAUGAUAUCAUCACUUUAAAAACAUAAUAAAAGUAGUAUGACAAAGAAUUACAAGGUACUGUUCCUUUAAGGGAGCUCUGCUGAAUGUCUGGAGCCUAUUUGAAAGGACCACAAAAAGAGACAUAAAAAUGCUGUAUAAUAGCAUUGAAAGACUGCGUUUCGAGGAAGACUUUGUGUGGGGAAGCUCCUUUGUGACAAUAAAGGAAGAUGUGAUGAGAAUACAUUUUGUAAAUAACAAAUGAAAAAAAGAAAAAAAAAAAAAAAAAAGAAAGAGGACUCUGAACGAAUUAAGGAAAGGACAAUGUUCUAUUGUGGGGAAUGACAUGCCUGUGUGCGAUGGGUCUUUGUGCAUGAUUAUGUUUUGUUUUAUUUUUUUUAUUUUGGAAACAAUUUUGGUUUUGGGUGGAGGGAGAAAUGUUGACUGUAUGAUGCGAAUGUGUGUACAGUGGCAAAAGGAAAAACAAUCAAAAAAAAAAAAAAACUUGUAAAAAUGUAAAUAAAUUGUAAAUAUGCAAAUUUUAUAAAUAAAAGAUAAAAAAAAAAAAAAAAAAAAA
Molecule: messenger RNA, 3290 nt
Organism: Eleginops maclovinus (Patagonian blennie)
Lineage: Eukaryota; Metazoa; Chordata; Actinopteri; Perciformes; Eleginopidae
Gene: lins1
Product: lines homolog 1
Exons: 6
Coding region: 13-2136 (707 amino acids)
Source: RefSeq, a predicted model, not a curated record